AUGGACAACACGUUUGGGCCACAGCUGCUCGGCCAUUUCGAUUUUACGCUUUUAUUCACGGACACCAUUUUCCACAUUGUCCCGUCUAGUAUAAUCGCUUUGGCGACGCUCUUCUUCGUCGUCCAAACCAUCAAUGGCUCACCACUUGUACGGAAAGGUCGGCUACUCUGGCUCAAGUUGGCCGUUGCCGCCUCACUAGCUGCGGUACAGAUCGCCAACGCUGUUCUCUGGUUCCAGUCGCCGCUAGACUCCAGGCUCGCAAAGACAGCCUCUCUCUGCACAUGUGUCUCUGCCCUGUGCAUUGGCUUCAUCAUUUAUACAAACCAUGUUUAUUUCAUUCGGCCACCCUCCUUUCUCGGCCUUUUCCUCACGAUUACCAUUAUACUCGAUUCCGUCGUGACGCGUGCCUAUUACCGCCGAACUGGACUUGGCACAAUCGCGCAGCUGCACAUUUCUGUGCCUGUUUUGAAAGGGACUAUGCUGGUGUUGGAGGAGAUUUCUAAACGUUCUCUUGUCAUUGCGCCUAGGUUGCGCGAAAACCUUGGGAGCGAGUCCUUUGCGGGAUUCUGGAGCACGUCUCUGUACUUGUGGCUCAAUCGCAUCAUGUUCAUUGGCAUGAGGGGCAGACUAACUACUGGCCUUUUACCUGGUAUCUCACAGGAAAUCGAUCCUGUGGUGCUCUAUAAGGACUUUAGCGCAAUCUGGGGCACGGCUGAUGAGCGCUCGAAAUACGCCUUGGCCAGGGCAUGCUUCUUGUCUGCCCCCUGGCCCUUUGUUUACGUGAUUCUGCCACGACUAUUUUCUACUGGUUUCCAUUUUGCGCAACCUUUCCUGUUGCAGGAUAUAGUCAACGCCGUUGCAGCCAAGACUCAGGAUAUGAACAUCGUAAAGGGACUUAUUUCCGCUACGGCGUUCAUCUUCAUUGGCAAAGCUGUUUCCCAGGCUUGGUAUCUAUAUAUCAAGAAUCGCAUGGCGACAACUACAAGAGCGAUUCUUGUUACUGCCAUCUAUCAAAAGUCCCUCAGGUUGAGCAAAGACGAGCUGGCAAAAGAAGCAGCCGUCACGCUUAUUAAUACAGACGUCGCUAAUGUCAUGCUGAUCAUCGCGCUCUCUUACGAGUGCUGGGUCACAUUGGUCGAGAUCAUUCUCGGCCUUACCAUACUCACUCGGUUCGUUGGGUCUGCUAGCAUUUUUGCGUUGAUUCCGACCGGGUUGUCGAGUGUUUUCACGUACUUCAUUUCGAAAAAGCUGGCUUUCUCUCGAAGAGAGUGGAAUGGCCACAUUCAGACCCGAGUUGCAGACACGUCAAACAUGCUGGCUCAGAUGAAAGACAUCAAGAUGACGGGACUAGCCCCGACUCUCGCCAAAAGACUGCAACGUCAACAAGUUGCCGAGACAAAGAUUGCAAUGGAAAACAGGCGCGCUGUUGCUGGAACCUUUUCUUUCUCUGCAAUUGGAGAGACAAUAACGCCAGUGCUUGUCGUUGCAGGGACAAUGUUUUGGACACGAGCCUCGGAGCCCAUCACUUCGGCACGUUUCUUUACGACCUUGGCCGUUGUGACGUUGAUAUCUAGACCUUUGGCCGACUUUCUUACCGGAUUGCCCGCGUGGACGAGUGCAUUUGGAGCAGUUGACCGUAUUCAAGCAUACCUGAAGCAGGAAGAAGACGCGGAUGAGCGCAAGAUCUUAGUGUCGCAGAUUGCCACGGACUCGGGCUCAUCUAGCGGUGCUCAACCACGGAAUUCGAUCGCUCUUCGAAAUAGACAGCCGUCGCAGCGUCCCCGAGCCGCCGUCAAGUUGCAGUCUGUAGCAGUUUCUGUGGGCCCGUCAGCAUCUGUUCUGAAAGACGUCACCAUCUCCAUCCCAUUCGGACAAACAACAGUGCUCACUGGUCCCGUGGGGUGCGGCAAAUCUGCUUUGCUUAGCGCAAUCACAGGGCAAGCAAAGCUGAGCGCUGGAUCGGUGGCUGUUUGUACGAAAAAGAUUGCAUAUUGCGCACAGCGCCCCUGGCUGCGAAACACAACCAUCCAAAAGAACAUUCUGGGAUUCAGUUCCUACAAUGCUGCUUUAUACCAGAGAGUCAUAUUCACCUGUGCGUUAGAUACAGACCUGAAAGAACUCCCACUGGGCGAUCAAACAUUAUGUGGAAGUGAUGGAUGCAAGCUCAGUGGAGGGCAGCGAUCAAGGAUUUCAAUAGCUCGUGCCUUUUACUCGGGUGCAGAGUUGGUUGUGCUCGAUGACCCUUUGAGCGCCCUCGACAAGGAGACAUCGUCAGCCAUACGCGCUCGACUUUUCGGGAAAAAUGGAUUUUUGGAGGAGAAUUCCACGACUAUCAUUAUGGCUACCAGCAUGCAGCAAGAUCUCGCCGAUGCCGACGCAGUCUUCAAAGUGCUGGAAGACGGUCGCGUUGUACCAUCUACCGACACAAAAAGCGCUGUUGCCACCUCCAGUGAUGACACCUCCGGUGACACGAAUCCAGCCCCUGACGAGACGCAGACAACACCGGCUAGUCAACGAUCAGAUGAGACGGCUGAAAAUGGAUAUAAGCCACCAUCUGUAGAGCCAACUCCAGAUGAUGACAAAUCAAGCCCGUGGCAAGAAGCCAAGUUCGGGGACUUCUCUCUCUACUCCUAUUUUACCUGUCCUGCGGGUUUGCUGAACCUUCUGCAAUGGACCUUCUUGGUUGUCGUUGCUGCAGUAGUAGAGAGGAUGUACUUAAUCUGGGGUCGGAUAUGGUUCGAUAAAGAUCCCAAAAACCGGCUUUACUUUAUUACAUUCGCUUUUUUUGGGGCGAUUAAUCCGUUGACAAACUGGAUUGCGUGCUACGGAUUCUUCUAUCUGAUCAAUGCGUCUGCAAUGGAGGCCCUGCAUUGGCAACUUGCAGACACCACAACGAGAGCCACGUUUGAAUUUCUCGCAGCAGAAGACGCAGGCAGUGUGCUCAACAGGUUCAGCACCGAUACAAGCAUCAUUUCGCAGCGAUUACCAAUAGCCAUCCUCCCAUCAGCUUGGGGCUUUCUGUCGGUCCUCAUCGACAUCGGUAUCAUCGCCUCUGGAGCUAGUUAUGCGGCGCCAAUAAUGCCGGUUCUAUUACUCGGCCUAUUCGUUGUCCAAUAUUUCUACCUACGCACUUCCAGACAGCUGCGGAGUCUCGAGCUUGACACGUCAAAGCUAAUGGUCCGGCAGCUUACCGAAACGAGUGGCGGCAUCGCCCACGUUCGCUCCUUCAAAUGGGAGGACUUUUUCGUCUCAGAGUUCUAUGAGAUCCUGGAGAAGACCCAAAAACCCUUCUACUUCAUGAAUCUAGCUCAGCAAUGGCUUCUUAUGGUCCUUGACAUGUUUAGUGCGGGAGCGGGCAUUGUCAUGAUUACCCUUGCAUUCAACUACCCGAGCUCGGCAUCGGCCAACUCCAUGGGUCUUGCUUUUGUCAGUCUGAUUUCGUUCAGUCAGAUCGUAUCGCUGUUUAUCCGCUACUUUACCAACAUGGAAAUCGCCUUUGGAGCGGUGGCUCGCAUACGCGCUUUCGCGACCGGUACACCGCUGGAGUUGGAUGACUGCGAUGCAUCCGAUUUACCGCCGGAAUGGCCACAAAACGGCAAGGUUGAAUUCAGUGGUGUUACUGUCGUAUACAAGUCAAAAGCAGAAAAUGGUGAGGAAGCAGAGCACAAGGGCUUAGACAACCUUGCAAUUACGGUAAAGCCCGGCAGCACUUUAGGCAUCAUGGGUCGAACUGGAAGCGGUAAAACGAGCCUGCUUCUCGCUCUCCUACGUCUAGUGAAAUACUCGGGCAAGAUUACCAUUGACGGUCGCGAUAUCGAGUCGGUCCCGCUCAACAUCCUUCGAACUCGCAUCACAACAAUCACUCAAUCCGGGCUCGAGCUGAUAGGCUCCAUUGACGUGCUCGAGCAGGUCGGGCUGAUGGAGCGUAUCGAUGCCCGAGGCGGUCUAGAGGCAGACUUUGCAGACAUGCGGUUUUCGCAAGGCCAAAAACAACUGUUUCAGCUUGCUCGCGCGAUGCUGCACCAGGAGAUUAUGAAAUCCCCGCUCCUCGUCAUCGAUGAGGGCACAUCAAGUGUUGACGAGGAAACCGAAGAGCGGAUGCGCAUACUUGUGCACGAGGCUUUUGCUUCAUGCACCAAGUUCAUAAUCACUCAUAGAGGGAGUAUCCUCAACAGAUCUGAUACUGUUUUGCGCCUCUCGAGGGGCAAAAUGGUGGCAAUGACGUCGAAUUGGGAAGCACAAAACGGGGAGCGCAGCUCCUAG
Molecule: messenger RNA, 4263 nt
Organism: Akanthomyces muscarius
Lineage: Eukaryota; Fungi; Ascomycota; Sordariomycetes; Hypocreales; Cordycipitaceae
Exons: 12
Coding region: 1-4263 (1420 amino acids)
Biological process (GO): transmembrane transport
Cellular component (GO): membrane
Molecular function (GO): ABC-type transporter activity; ATP binding; ATP hydrolysis activity
Source: RefSeq, a predicted model, not a curated record